AUGGGGGAUGAUAAUGAGACAGAUGUAACAGAGUUUGUUCUAUUGGGGUUCUCUGGCUUUGGCUUUCUCCAGGGCCAUCUGUUCUGGGGUGUGCUGUGUAUCUAUGUUGUUACCUUGCUGGGCAACUCUCUGAUUGUCUUCCUAACUCUGGCGGACCCUGCACUCCACUCCCCCAUGUACUUCUUCCUGUGUCACUUCUCUGUGGUGGAGAUCCUCUACACCACGACCAUUGUGCCUAGGAUGUUGGCUGACCUCCGGUCUUCCUGCCCCACCAUCCCCCUUGGCAGCUGCUUCACUCAGUUAUAUUUCUUUUCUCUUUUUGGAGUUACUGAAUGCUGCUUGCUCACUGCCAUGGCCUAUGAUCGCUAUGCUGCCAUCUGUUGUCCACUGCACUAUGCUACCCUGAUGAGCCAGGGAACCUGUACAGGCAUGGUGGGGGCCUCUUAUCUUGCUGGCUUCAUCACAGGCACUACUCACUCUGUCUGCAUCUUCACGUUGCCUUUCCGUGGGGACAACACUAUCCAUCAUUUUCUGUGUGACAUCCUGCCUGUGCUGAGACUGGCUAGUGCAAGCACUUUCUGGGGUGAAGUGGGGAACCUCUUUGUCACCAUCACUUUCGUUUUCACCCCCUUCUUAUUGAUUGUGGCCUCUUAUGCCUGUAUUCUUGCCACCAUCCUUGGUGUUGCAACAUCCCAGGGUCGUCAAAAGCUCUUUUCUACCUGUUCCUCCCACUUGUUUGUGGUCAUUCUCUUUUUUGGGACAGCGACUGUGGCUUAUAUGAGGCCUCAGGCAGAUUCCUUUGGGGACACGGACCAGAUUCUUACCCUGUUCUACACAGUUGUCACCCCCAUGUGCAACCCUUUUGUUUAUUCUCUGAGGAACCAGGAGGUCGCAGGGGCCAUGAGGCGGCUCAUGAAGAGAUACCUUUGGGGUCCUUGA
Molecule: messenger RNA, 939 nt
Organism: Rattus norvegicus (Norway rat)
Lineage: Eukaryota; Metazoa; Chordata; Mammalia; Rodentia; Muridae
Gene: Or10p22
Product: olfactory receptor family 10 subfamily P member 22
Exons: 1
Coding region: 1-939 (312 amino acids)
Biological process (GO): G protein-coupled receptor signaling pathway; signal transduction; detection of chemical stimulus involved in sensory perception of smell
Cellular component (GO): plasma membrane; membrane
Molecular function (GO): G protein-coupled receptor activity; olfactory receptor activity
Source: RefSeq, marked reviewed